AUGAAUCCGAUCCGUGAGAGGUUAGCGGCGGAAGCUCAAGACUGGCAGAGAGCAGUCGCUGCAUGUAAUCUCUCCGAUAAGACAGUACAUGGAGCGGAGCUUGCUUCAGCCUCCCAAAUGGGACGAGACCAGUUCCUGCUUCUGCGGGUUUUAUGGAAGACCUACACACGCGGCCCAUUGCGGCUGCAAACCAUGUUUGGUAUGGCUGAGUGGCUCAGCCGUGCCGAGGAGAUGCUGAAGCACCAUAACUCCUGGAGGGCUUUUUGUGACGGGUUCGCACCCUCGGUGAUCCCCGAGGGAGACUUUGCCAUCCCUCGACUGUACCAAUUAGAGGCAACAAAAACAAACCCAUCAACCGGUUCUCACCAACUGGCCACCCCGAUAAUACGCCGAACUCGCCAGCGCCAACUUCAAGAAAAGCUGGCAAACCUGUACCUCGCGACGCCUUCGAAGAACCCGACACAGACGUACGAUACACCUGUCGUCCAGGGGACGCCCGAUGAUGAUGAUGAUGAUGAUGAUGCGAUAUUCAAGGAUGAGCCAUCGCCAUUUCAACCAAUAAGUCCCACACCCAAGGACUUAGAGAGUAACCUGUACCCCCCUAGUAAGGAUGAACAGAUCGUGAAUAUUGCCUUGGUGGUGUUUUUGAAUGCGCUUACCAUGCGCUUUAACCUCUCCUCUAGCUGGACAAUGCACCGAAUAGCCUUGACUGCGCAGUUCGAAGCGGCUCAAUUCGAGGCCAGGACAGAUAGCUACUUGGUCGAUUCGCAUGGAAAGCCAACUGUUCUGAUCGAAGUGAAACCUGUACGAAGAUCCACGAAGAUGGUACCUAUUCAGAUACAAGAGUCCGCCCAGAUGGUUGCCUGGAUUAAAAGCGAUGGUGACUUGGCCCAAAGUCGAAAAGUCCGUUUCCACAUCUCCCAAGAUAGGCACGAGAUUUAUGUCACUGUUGCUGAAUACAACGACGACUAUCUGGCAUACCUGAAUAGUCCACAGCCCCCGCGUAACGAAUCUACCAGCCAGAGAUUAAGUGGAGAAGAGCCUCCCAAGCCUCCGGAGCCACCCCUGGCAUUCCUGACAAUGCACCAGUUCGGCCCUUUUGACACGUUGCUUGCUUCUCAUAUCCGUGAGAUAGGGCCUAUCCUUCUGGCCAUUACUCUUCGAGCCGAAGCAGAAAGCUCACAGGUAGUGUGA
Messenger RNA from Aspergillus pseudonomiae, 1194 nucleotides. RefSeq lists its product as uncharacterized. The record is from RefSeq and is a predicted model, not a curated record. The transcript is spliced from 2 exons. The coding region runs from base 1 to 1194 and encodes 397 amino acids. NCBI's taxonomy places the organism in Eukaryota, Fungi, Ascomycota, Eurotiomycetes, Eurotiales, Aspergillaceae.